Messenger RNA from Ornithodoros turicata, 1852 nucleotides. It is a transcript of the gene CstF64, whose product is annotated as cleavage stimulation factor subunit 2 tau variant-like. Gene Ontology annotation, molecular function: mRNA binding. Gene Ontology annotation, biological process: mRNA 3'-end processing. Gene Ontology annotation, cellular component: mRNA cleavage and polyadenylation specificity factor complex. The coding region runs from base 257 to 1597 and encodes 446 amino acids. The transcript has 10 exons. Lineage: Eukaryota; Metazoa; Arthropoda; Arachnida; Ixodida; Argasidae. The record is from RefSeq and is a predicted model, not a curated record.
UUUCUCAGACCCGGCUCUGGGUCUCUGACACACGGGGGUCAUUCGCGACAGCGACAUACGAGGAAUUUCAUAAUUUGUGCUUUCUGAAAAGCGAUAAAUCUGCUGGCGAAUUUUCGAUACCGCUGCUCGUGAUUAUUACGAUUCCCAUAAGUCCUCUUUCCGUUUCCGGUGUUUGUUGUUAAUGGCGGCGUCCACAACUCUUCUAUUCAGUGUAGUUUAGUUGAUCAGUAGUUUGUCAAGUACAGAGUUCACAGAGAUGUCGGCGGCACAAGGAGUUCUGUCAGCGGCAGAGCGUUCAGUCCGCUCCGUAUUUGUUGGAAAUAUUCCUUACGAAGCCACAGAAGAACAGCUGAAAGAUAUAUUUUCCGAAGUUGGACCCGUAGUCAGCUUUCGCUUGGUGUACGACAGGGAAACGGGAAAGCCUAAAGGUUAUGGGUUCUGCGAGUACAAGGACCAAGAGACCGCACUCAGUGCGAUGCGCAACCUCAACGCCUUCGAUUUAAAUGGACGACCUCUUCGCGUCGACAACGCUGCGAGCGAAAAGAGCAAAGAAGAGCUCAAAAAUCUGCAAGCGUCCCUGGGUGGUCCACCAGUCGAGAGCCCCUACGGGACUGAAGUGGAACCUGAACGUGCUCCAGAGGCUAUCUCGAAAGCUGUGGCCAGUCUCCCGCCCGAGCAGAUGUUUGAGCUCAUGAAGCAGAUGAAGCUCUGCAUACAGAACAAUCCAAACGAAGCACGCAACAUGCUGCUGCAGAAUCCGCAGCUCGCGUAUGCCUUGCUGCAGGCGCAGGUCAUCAUGAAGAUCGUGGAGCCUCAGGUGGCUCUGAGCAUUCUGCACCGCCAAAAUCCAACCGUGGGGCCCCUGCAACCUGCACCAAAUGCAGGCAUGCCGCAGCAGGUGCCGCAGGAAAUGCAGCCACCGCCGCAGUUUUCACAGCCCAUGCCAAAUAUGGCAGGUGGUCCUGCUGGCUUUGUGCCACAGGCUGUUCCAGCUGACCCUGGAUUCCAAGAUCCUGCUUUCGCAGGCCGUGGCGUGGCUCCCGGUAGACCAGCCCUGCUGGGUGAGCGUCCACCGGUGUCCGAGCCCGGAAGGCCCAGCGUCCCCUUCGACCCUCGAGAGCAAGUACGAGGAGGACCCCUGUUCGAUCCCAGAGCUGCGGAGCCCCGCAUGGAAGCUCGUGGCGACCGGGACAUGCGACAGGGUCCCCCUCCCGGGUCCAUGGGCGAUCGGGACAUGCGACAACCCCUCGAAGAUCAAGACCUGCGGCACAUGGGUCCUCCAGACCCACGCUUCCGAAGCGGGGCGUUCGAUCCCAGGGCACGUGGUGGCGGAGGUCCCGCACCAUUUGGGGGCGGAGGGCCGCCUCCGAGGGACGACCCACGCUUCAUGCCGCAGCGUCCCCCCGCACCACCCGUUCAGCAGCAGCACCCUCGACCGGGUCCCAAUCCCGUCAUUUCACCGCAGGACCAAGAGAAGGCAGCCCUUAUCAUGCAGGUGUUGCAGCUGUCAGACCAGCAGAUUGCGUUGCUGCCUCCUGACCAGCGUCAGAGCAUUAUGGUGCUUAAGGAGCAAAUCGCGCGUAGCGCUCAGCAGUGACAUUUCCACCUUUGUGUUCUCAAUACACUGUUUUACAGUCUCAAAAAGUCCUUUCUUCCUACGAGAUGGUUCGUGGAGGUUACCACAUGACGAGAGCAGGCCAAGUGGUAUUAAAGGCUUAGACAUUCCUUAAACUUAAACAGACUAUGAAAUUUCCUGAACACCAUAUGAACUUUUUUUCUGAAAAUAGUUCUUCCUGUCCAGGAACUCGUACUCAGAAACUUUUUCCUAAAUUAAAACUUGCAGUUUCGAUCA